AUGAGCGCGGGCAGCGGCGCCGCCGCCGCGGCGGGCACCGCCACCUCCGCCCUCUGCCUGCUCCUCUCGCUCACCGCCGUGGCCGUCUGCCUGCUGCUGGGCGCCAAGACGGCGGAGCUGCAGGGCCGGCUGGCCGCCCUGGAGGAGCGGGGCGCCGCCGGCCCCGGGCCGCUGCUGGACGCGCUGCAGCCCCGCGUGGAGCAGCUCUUCCGCGAGAAACUGGGUGAAGGACUAGCAAAGCUGCGGACGGCGAGAGAGGCUCCGUCAGACUGCAUGUGCCCCCCAGGCCCUCCAGGGAGGCGGGGGAAGCCCGGCCGGCGCGGAGAACCCGGACCUGCAGGGCAGUCAGGACGCGAUGGUUACCCGGGGCCUCUCGGUUUGGAUGGCAAACCAGGACCUCCAGGACCAAAAGGGGAAAAGGGUGAAGCAGGGGACAUCGGCCCGAGGGGCGAUCAAGGUCAAGAUGGAGCCACUGGCCCCCCUGGUCCGCCAGGACCCCCAGGUGCCCGGGGGCCUCCUGGUGACACAGGAAAAGAUGGCCCAAGAGGACCUCCAGGCCCCCCUGGUUUCAAAGGUGAGCCAGGAGAGGACGGCCUCAUGGGUGCCAGGGGACCUCCAGGACCAAAGGGUGAGCCUGGCAUCCAAGGGAAAAAGGGUGAUGAUGGGAUCCCUGGGGAACCAGGACUUAUGGGCCCUAAGGGAGAAAAAGGAAGCGCGGGUCCCAAGGGAGAGAACGGCACAGAUGGCUUGCCAGGACCCAAGGGUGAACCUGGUGAGAAGGGAGGAAUUGGCUCCAUCGGACCCCGGGGUCCCCCCGGCCUGAAAGGGGAACAGGGUGACACCGUAGUGAUCGACUAUGACGGCCGAAUCCUGGAUGCGCUCAAGGGUUCGCCGGGUCCCCCAGGGCCACCAGGCCCCCAAGGUGCUCCAGGUCCCAAGGGAGAGCUGGGCUUGCCAGGUCCACCUGGACUGGACGGUGAAAAGGGUCCCAAAGGAGCGAAGGGUGACCAGGGCAGCGCGGGGAUCACGGGACAGAAAGGAGAGACAGGAGAAAUGGGCUUACCAGGUCCACCGGGAGCAGAAGGGCCGAAAGGAGACAAAGGAGAAAAAGGAGACACUGGGUCACCGUGUUUGCAGAAUAAUCACAUCAUACCCGAGCCCGGACCCCCCGGAUUACCCGGCCCUAUGGGUCCUCCAGGAAUCCAGGGACCUAAAGGCUUGGACGGUGCCAAGGGAGAAAAAGGUGACAGCGGUGAGAAGGGGGACCACGGUGACACUGGACCCGCUGGUCUCCCCGGUGCUCCAGGGCUCAUCGGUUUACCCGGUACCAAAGGAGAGAAGGGAAAGCCGGGGGAGCCAGGAUUGGAUGGUUUCCCAGGUCUCAGAGGAGAGAAAGGAGAGAGGAGUGAAAGAGGCGAGAAGGGUGAGCGAGGAAUACCGGGGAGAAAAGGAGCCAAAGGGCAGAAGGGGGAACCAGGCCCUCCUGGACUGGAUCAGCCUUGUCCCGUGGGACCAGACGGACUGCCAGUAGCAGGAUGUUGGCAUAAGGUACAGUAAUAA
Messenger RNA from Gavia stellata (red-throated loon), 1560 nucleotides. It is a transcript of the gene COL23A1, whose product is annotated as collagen type XXIII alpha 1 chain. NCBI's taxonomy places the organism in Eukaryota, Metazoa, Chordata, Aves, Gaviiformes, Gaviidae. The record is from RefSeq and is a predicted model, not a curated record. The transcript is spliced from 28 exons. Bases 1 to 1557 code for a protein of 518 amino acids.